AUGAAGUGUACUACGAGAAGUUUUGUAACCGACGAUGAUAACGAUCGGAUAAGUCGUUUGCCCGACGAUGUUCUCGUCGGCAUUUUGUCUUUGCUAUUGCUAAAGGAAGCAGGCCGUACUAGUGUUCUUUCGUACCGUUGGAUAAACUUGUGGAAACACAUUCCCUCUCUCGAUUUCGACCCUGGCCGACGGAGCGAGUUAAUCGGUAGUGAUGUGCUCACAAAGUAUUUGAAAUGGGUGGACUCUGUUAUCUCAUCGCACAAAUCCCCCACCUUAAAACAAUUCAGAAUCAGUUUCCCUUUAAGCAAAUCAAACAGUAAUUCCAUCACUCGGUGGCUCGAAUUCGCGUUUUCGAAACACGUCCAGAGGUUGGAGUUGGACUUUUGUAUUUAUUUUAUAAAUACCAAUCGUUUUCCCGAGGGGUACUUAUUCGCCCCACCGACAACUACGCUCUCCGACUUUAAGUCCCUCAAAGCAUUGUCUUUUAAAAGCGUUGAUCUCAGCGGCGGAGCUAUCGAGUUCUUUUUACGUAACUGCCCUCUGCUCGAACAAUUGAUUGUCCAUUCCGCACGGAAAUUAUCAAAGCUCGAAGUUUGUGGCUCCUCCCUCGUGUUAAAACACUUGGAGAUAGUCCGUUGCCCGUUUUUGAAAUCGCUUAAAGUAGCCGCCCCGAGCCUUACUUCGCUUACAAUUAUGGAUUUUGAGGGAGUUUCGCUCGAGAAUAUUCCAACGCUAGUUGAUGUAUCCAUCACUUGUAAAGAUAACAAUGUCUCUCUGAAAAGUUUGCUCUCCGUAUUUUCUUGCUGCAUUUCGCGAUUGGAGACUCUUCACAUAAUGCUGGUGAGCUGUCAUGAUAUACGAAAAAAAACGGACGAGCUCUGCAAAUUCGCCGAGAUGACUGGAUUGAAGAAAUUGGUAGUUGAACAUUAUUCAUUUGAUGAUGAAAGUUUAAGUAGACUCGCUUUUUUGAUAAGGAUAUCUCCUAAUUUGGAGGAAUUUGUUUUAAAGAGUAGAGGGUUCGAUGGUUUUGCAGUAAGAAUGCCUAGACGAGUCUAUGAUGAUGAUGACAAUGAUGAUGAUAUAUGGUGUCGGCACGAGCAUCUUAAAGUGUUUGAGUUUUGUGGCUAUAACGGUCGCACAUGUGACGAUGCAUUAGUCGAAUGCAUAUUGAAGAAUUGCAUUGUGCUUGAGAAAAUAAUAAUUGAUCCGUGCAUCGAAUAUUCCUACAACAGAUUCAGUCGCUCGUACAUGGAAAAAUGUGCGAGAACCAAGGCAAAGAAACAUCAUGUUGAAUUUGUUAUUCGUUAA
Erythranthe guttata (spotted monkey flower) is the source of this 1308-nucleotide messenger RNA. The record is from RefSeq and is a predicted model, not a curated record. NCBI's taxonomy places the organism in Eukaryota, Viridiplantae, Streptophyta, Magnoliopsida, Lamiales, Phrymaceae.